Molecule: messenger RNA, 1167 nt
Organism: Aspergillus pseudoviridinutans
Lineage: Eukaryota; Fungi; Ascomycota; Eurotiomycetes; Eurotiales; Aspergillaceae
Exons: 3
Coding region: 1-1167 (388 amino acids)
Biological process (GO): transmembrane transport
Cellular component (GO): membrane
Molecular function (GO): ATPase-coupled transmembrane transporter activity; ATP binding; ATP hydrolysis activity
Source: RefSeq, a predicted model, not a curated record
AUGAAUGGUGUAGCAACAUUCCGUGCCUUUGGCUGGGUCCCAGCUGGCAUUGCCGCAAAUAAUGAACUUCUUGAUACGUCACAACGGCCAUUCUAUCUUCUGGCCAUCACUCAGCGAUGGCUUGGAUUCUCGCUUCAGCUAGUGGUUGCCCUCCUGGCAAUCAUGGUCGUGACAUUGUCUACGCAGCUCGGAUCUCGCGCAGGUCUGACUGGUGCUAGCUUGGUGACGCUGAUGACCCUCGGCGAUAUUCUGAACUACGUCAUUCGAUUUUUCACACAGCUGGAGACGUCGAUCGGUGCCAUCAGCCGGCUAAAACAUUUCAGUGACGAAGUAAAGCCUGAGGGCUCGCCGGAGGAAGAUCUCAUUCCUCCUUUGGAGUGGCCUAAUAGAGGAUUUAUUCAUAUUGAUGGGGUAUCAGCGUCUUACGGCGAGAGCGAAGAUGACACAGGCACCCUAGCUGUAAGCAAUCUCACCCUCACCAUUCGACCGGGGGAAAGAGUUGCCAUCUGUGGUAGGACAGGAAGUGGUAAAUCCUCUACAAUCCUCCUUCUCCUCCGCCUUUUGGACCCUCUCCCGAUGUGUGCCGAAAACAUCACCAUUGAUGAUAUACCUCUCCACAAAAUUGACCGCAUGGUCUUGCGUCAGAGAAUAAUCGCCAUCCCCCAGGACACAGUGUUCCUUCCUGACGGCACGGCGGUCAAAUCCAACCUCGAUCCAUUUGGUGUCUCAACCGACGGCGAGUGUCAAGAUGUCCUCAAAACUGUAGGCCUAUGGCCAUUCGUGACCGAGCGCGGGGGCCUAUAUGGACCAUUUGCUCCUGAAACGCUAUCACAAGGUCAGAAGCAGCUUUUCAGUCUAGCGCGGGCAAUUCUCCGGCGAAGGAUUCGUGAGCGCGACAGUCCUGAGAGUGGGAAGGGAAUCCUACUUCUGGACGAGGUUAGUUCUGGUGUCGAUCUGAGUACCGACCGCGAUAUGCACCGCAUUAUUGGAGAGGAGUUUCAAGGAUAUACCAUUGUGAUGGUCAGUCAUCGCUUGGAGACAGUCAUGGAUUUUGAUACGGUUGUGGUUAUGGACAAGGGCUGUAUGGUUGAGAAGGGAGAGCCGCAGUUGUUAGUUGGAGAAGAAGGGAGUCGGUUUAAAGAACUGUGGGUGGCUAGUCGGGGUUGA